AUGGGAUUCAGUAAAAAAGCUUGUUUGCUGUGUGCUUUCCUUAUAUGUUUGUUCUCUACGACACAUGUGGUCUGUGCCUUGGACUCCAUUUCAUCAUCUGUGUCAAUCCAAGAACCUGAAACAGUGAGGUCAUGUAACAACAUGUUCACACUAGGAUUCUUCAGUCCUCAAAAUUCCACUAAUCGCUACCUGGGAAUUUGGUACAUGUCCGAGUCCUCUAUUGUUUGGGUUGCUAACAGAAACAAUCCACUAAUCGAUUCUUCUGGGAUUCUCACAAUCUCAGAAAAUGGCAAUCUUGUUGUUUUGAAUGGGCAAAAGCAGGUUGUUUGGUCAACAAAUGUCUCGCUAGUUGCCUCAAACUCCAGUGCUCAACUCUCGGGUCUUGGCAACCUUGUCCUUGCUGAUGGCAAUACACUGUUACCCUUCAUGAAAAUCAGUAUUAAUAAAAGAACAGUAUUUGUAUGGAAAGAAAAUCGUCCUUAUUUUCGAACUGGCCCCUGGGAUGGCGCAGACUUCCUUGGGGUACCAAGGAUAGAUUCAACUAACCACAAGGAUGGGUUUCAAAUGAAAGAAGAGGAAGGGACUUUGGAACUAUAUUUUUCAUACGAGUCAUUUCUGACUUUUCCCUUAAAUCCUCUAGGUAAAAUAGAACAAAGGCGUUGGAAUUCCCAGACAAAUAGAUUGGAACUUAUGAGGAUAAUUGGUUCUUCAGAGUGUGAUGUUUAUGGCAAAUGUGGUCCAUUCGGGAUUUGUAAUUUGCAGAGCUCCCCAAUUUGCAGCUGCUUGAGAGAGUUUGAACCAAGGAACGAAGAAGAAUGGGGAAGGCAGAACUGGACCAGAGGGUGCGUCAGAAGAGAAGCACUUCAAUGUGAAAGAGACAAAAAUGAUUCUCGAGCUAGCAAAAUAGAUGGGUUUUGGAUGCUGGAGAGAGUGAAAUUACCAGAUGAUGCACAAGUGUUACCUUCUUUCUCUGAGGCUAUUGUAGACUGUCAAACUGCAUGCCUCAAGAAUUGCUCUUGUGUUGCUUAUGCCCAUGAAAGAAACCUUGGCUGUACGAUUUGGUAUGCAGAUUUACUUGACUUACGGAGCUUCCCAGAAGAAGAGAUUGAUGUUUACAUACGUUUAGCCUACUCAGAACUAGGCAUAGGAAAAAGGAACAUGACAACGCCUAUUACAAUAUCAUCUUUGAUAGGAACAAUUCUCAUUACGGAGCAAACUCAAGACGAAACAAGGAUGAUGCCCCUGAAGCAAGUCCAUAUUCCAGAUCUAUCAUUGUUUUCUUUGAAAAAGUUGGAAACUGCAACAAAUAACUUUGACAUAUCAAAUAAACUUGGGCAGGGUGGUUUUGGUCCAGUUUACAAGGGGACAUUGGAAGAUGGGCAGGAAAUAGCAGUAAAAAGACUAUCAAGGUUAUCAGGACAAGGUAUUGAAGAAUUUAUAAAUGAAGUGGAGUUGAUCUCUACACUUCAACAUCAAAACCUUGUUAGACUUCUUGGAAGUUGCAUUGAAGAAGAGAUAUUGGUUUAUGAAUACAUGCCAAACAAAAGUUUGGAUACAUACAUAUUUGAUCCAUUGAAACAAAAAUCCUUAAAUUGGAAGCGCUUCACCAUUAUCGAGGGAAUAGCAAGAGGAUUGCUUUAUCUUCAUAGAGAUUCAAGAUUACGAAUCAUACACAAAGAUUUAAAGGCAAGUAACAUAUUAUUGGAUGAGAAAAUGAAUCCAAAGAUAUCAAAUUUUGAAAUGGCUAAACUUUUUGGAGGCAGUGAAAAUCAAGCAAAUACAGAAAGGGUUGUUGGAACAUAUGGCUAUAUUUCUCCAGAAUAUGCAACAGAAGGACUCUAUUCGAAGAAAUCUGAUGUCUUUAGCUUUGGUGUUUUGCUAUUGGAAAUUAUUAGUGGAAGGAAAAACACUAGCUUUUAUGAAGAUGCAGAAUCUUUCACACUUUUAGGAUUUGCAUGGAAAUUAUGGAUCGAUGACAAUGUUAUGCCUCUAAUAGAUCCACAAAUAUAUGAUCCAAGCUUUUACAAGGGCAUAUUGCAGUGCAUCCAUAUUGGGCUUUUGUGUGUGCAAGAACUUGCAAAAGAUAGGCCCAUAAUGGCCUCUGUAAUGUCCAUGCUUCAUAGUGAGAUUAUGGAUAUUCCUCUCCCAAACCAACCUGCAUUCAUUCUCAGGCAGACCAUGUCUCUUAUAGAAGAGCAAACUACAAAAUAUGGAUCAUGUUCCAUCAAUAAAUGGAUGAUCACAACCCACGUUUGCAGCGCUGGCAACAUGACUCUCACGCACACCAGCUACGCGCAUGAGAACAGCAAAACAGAGCAACAAUGGAGAAGACAAACAGAGACAGAGAAGAAAGAUGAAGAACCUGGGUAUCGCACAGCGAGAGCGACCUCACAGCAACUCGUCUCUCUCGUCGACGGUAGCAAAGGAUGA
This is a messenger RNA of Prosopis cineraria, 2430 nucleotides long. RefSeq names its product G-type lectin S-receptor-like serine/threonine-protein kinase At1g11330. Gene Ontology annotation, molecular function: protein serine/threonine kinase activity; ATP binding. Gene Ontology annotation, biological process: protein phosphorylation; recognition of pollen. The record is from RefSeq and is a predicted model, not a curated record. NCBI's taxonomy places the organism in Eukaryota, Viridiplantae, Streptophyta, Magnoliopsida, Fabales, Fabaceae.